This is a messenger RNA of Nestor notabilis (Kea), 1644 nucleotides long. It is a transcript of the gene FEM1A, whose product is annotated as fem-1 homolog a (C. elegans). NCBI's taxonomy places the organism in Eukaryota, Metazoa, Chordata, Aves, Psittaciformes, Psittacidae. Gene Ontology annotation, molecular function: protein binding. The record is from RefSeq and is a predicted model, not a curated record.
CUGGACCACGGCGCCUCGGUGAACCAGACCACGCUGACCAACUCCACGCCGCUGCGGGCCGCCUGCUUCGAUGGGCACCUGGAGAUCGUGCGCUACUUGGUGGGGGAGCGCGGGGCGGAUCUGGAAGUAGCCAACCGGCACGGACACACUUGUUUGAUGAUCUCUUGCUACAAAGGGCACCGGGAGAUUGCACGUUACUUGUUAGAGAAAGGGGCUGAUGUCAACCGCCGGAGCGUGAAGGGGAACACGGCCCUGCACGACUGCGCUGAGUCCGGCAGCCUGGAGAUCCUGCAGCUCCUGCUCCCCAACAUCGUGGAGUACCUCAUCCAGGGGGGGCUGCAGCAGGAGGAGGAGGAGGUUGCGGGGAGCCAAAAUGGGACCUGUGCGUCAGGUGGGAGCCGUCAGAGGUGCUGUGGCGCUGGCAAGGAAGCUCCUCAGGGCUGUGAUGAAGAGCCGUGUGAGAGAUGUUGCGCCUCGGCUUCCAGUCAGGAUGAGCAGCAGGUCCCUAACGUGUUCUGCACUCGAGAGGCUGCUGUGGGAGCACUGGGUGCCACCUUUGUGGAUAAGAAACGAGACCUAUUGGGAGCCCACAAGUACUGGCGAAGGGCGAUGGAGCUUCGGUGUGAGGGGGGGCAAUACCUGCCUAAACCUGAGCCCCGGCAGCUGGUGCUGGCCUACGACUAUUCCCGGGAAGUGAGUUCGCUGGAGGAGCUGGAAGCCUUGAUCACUGAUCCGGAUGAGAUGCGCAUGCAGGCGCUGCUGAUCAGAGAGCGCAUCCUGGGGCCUUCCCACCCUGACACUUCCUAUUACAUCCGUUACCGAGGAGCCGUCUACGCUGACUCCGGCAACUUCGAGCGCUGCAUUAACCUGUGGAAGUACGCCCUGGACAUGCAGCAAGGCAACCUGGAGCCUCUCAGCCCCAUGACUGCCAGCAGCUUCCUUUCCUUUGCUGAGCUUUUCUCUUACGUGCUUCAGGACCGCUCCAAAGGCACUUUAGCGACUCACCUGGGCUUCUCGGACCUCAUGGGAGUACUAAGCAAAGGGGUCCGGGAGGUGGAGAGAGCUCUUGUGCAUGGCAAGGACCCUGUAGUUGACUCGGCACAGUUCACCAAGACACUGGCCAUUAUCCUCCACUUGGUCUUCUUGCUGGAGAAGGUGGAGUGCAGCCCGGAGCAGGAGCACCAGAAGCGCCAGGCCAUCUACCGCCUGCUCAAGUGCAGCCCCCGGGCCAAGAACGGCUUCACUCCCUUGCAUAUGGCUGUGGACAAAGACACCACAACAGUGGGACGUUAUCCCGUGGGCAAAUUCCCCUCGCUCCACGUGGUGAACUUGCUUCUGGAGUGUGGGGCUGACCCAGACAGCCGUGACUAUGACAACAACACCCCGCUGCACAUCGCUGCCCGCAACAACUGCCCGCUCAUCAUGAGUGCCCUGAUGGAGGCUGGAGCCCACAUGGAUGCCACCAAUGCCUUCAAGCAGACUGCUUAUGAGCUGCUGGACGAGAAGCUGCUCACCAAGAGCAUGAUGCAGCCCUUCAAUUACAUCACCCUCCAGUGCCUUGCUGCUCGCGCCCUGGACAAGCACAAGAUUCCCUACAAGGGUUUCAUCCCCGAGGAGCUGGAAGCCUUCAUUGAACUGCAUUAG